AUGUUCUCCUCUCUCCUCCCCAACGUAUCUUCAGGCAUGAAGUUUGGACAAAAUGGGCCGGCCAAGCCCACAAACCGGUUCUCGGUUCGAGUAUUUAAGACCUCAACGAGUGUACCUUUUGCGUAUCCUCUAAACCCCAAAAUGGAUAAUAAUUAUCGUGCGCCGCAAACGCUGCCGCCGCCACCUCCGACUCAACCACAGCAACAAAACGCGAGCUGGUAUCCCUCUAGGUACGUCUCAUUCAUCUGGAAGCGCUACACAACAGUCAAAAACAUGAAACCUACCUAUGCUCCUCCACAUAGCUCGUAUAAUGCCUACGACCAACGACCACGAACUACGCCAAAUUACGCUAUUUAUCCCAGUGCAACGAAUGACACGUUUAUCUAUGAGCAAUCGAUGUGCUCCAAGUCAGAUAUUUUCUCGACCUCCGAGCUGGAUAAUGCUUCAACCACUACCUUUUCCCCAUCAUCUGCAUUCUCGCCUGCGCUUUCUACAGACAGUACAGUCACUCUUCAGGGCAAUCCGAUGGAAGAUCAACGAAUUGUUCGCCCCCAAACUCCUGCUGUUCGUGGGGGAUACCCCCAGACUCUUUCCGCUCCUCAGAGCACUGCAAUGAGCAGGACAGCGUCUUCCAGCAAUCGUGCCCAUGAGGCUGCGUUGACGGCGGAAUCAGUUGAAGAACACCGUAGAUUAGCAAGUCUGGCUGGUCGCUCCACCACACCUUUUCGUGCUCCUGCCCCUCCAACUACAGGCAUGUCACGAGUUCCAUCCACUGGAAGAGGUUUUAUAGAGAUCCCGGAGUACGAACCGAGCACAUUUUCGGAGAUGGAGGUGGAGGAACGCGAUAGAAUCGCCAAAAUCAAUGCAGGAAUCAACUCGGCCUCCACAGGUUCUUUCUAUACUUCAAGUACUGCAUCCUCCAGCGACGGACGUUCAGUCCCAUCCAAUGUUAAUAGAGUCGUUUCCUCGCAACCACUACACCCAAGUCUCCACUUUCCCAGCAAGUCGGAUCCACCCACCCUCUUGCAUAGCUCGGUAAGGCUUGACAGCCCCCCUAGUGUCGAGCGAAUCCCUUCUGAGCUUCCUCCUGAACUCCUCGGUCCCUUGUCACAGUCAUAUCCUGCAGCUAUUUCUCCUAGUCGGAGUCGCGAUGCUGGUUAUCGACCCGAACCCUCUCGCAGGACCUCUCCAAGUUCCUCUGAUCCAGGACCCUCUCGUCCGCAGGACUACACCCAAGACCGAGCUCGCAGGCCUUCAGUCGUCGGACCUCGCCCAGACAUUGUUGGCCAGCGCCCGACCUCGGAGUACCGCGAGUACGGCUCCUCUUACACCACUGUUGACUAUAGGCCACCUACUGGUCCUUCUUCCAGACCGAGCUCAGAUUCGAGCGGGUCAGGUUCAAGAGAACAUGCCCGGCGAGACAAUUUUUUGGCGCCCAACAGCGCGUCUGUACCUCGGGAUUCGUCCGACCAUCGACCUAUUCCCCCGUCUCGUCGCAGUUCUCAGGCAUAUCCAGAUGACUCUCCUCGCUCUCCUAAAGACGGCAGGCCGUACGAUUCUCGUGAUGGAGUAUACAAAGUAGGCCCAUUGAGCACGUCUCCCACCCAAAUGCGCGCCAGUCCAAUUGAGCUUGAGGCCGCUCAACGACAAGCGGCUGCCCAGAAUAGCGCAGUAUUGCCACACGAUCGAGUGAGGACACGUUCCAAUUCGUUUUCGGCACCUAUGCGCCAAAAUCUGCCAUUACAGAUCUCGCCCUCCGACUCGAGGCGUGGGCCUGAAUACGGAUCUAAAAAUCCUUAUUACCCUCAACCCGGCCCUUUGCCACCCACUUCGGCCUACGACAGCCGGCCGGCCCAACCCCAGCCAUCUUCUCUUCCACCUUCAAGAGCCAUGGAUCGUGUUACCUCUCAAAAUGUCGGCAGCUCUCAUGCCCGCGUCCUCACUCAAGAGCCUCCUAGCUCUCGCUCGCAGCCUCCAUACGCAGCAGAUCCCAACUAUUUACAGGCACCCGAUCCAUCUAGAUUUGCGACCAACGGCCUAGUGCCUCGUGGUCCCAUACCUCCUCAGGCGACUGUGAAGUACAUCGACGCGGCAGGCAACGUUCGAACGACAGUCAUGCCUGGUCAAGCUAGCUCCGAGCCGCAGCAGCAAAGGCGUUAUUCGGAUGGCGACCAGAAUAUUCCAUUGAGGCCGCAGCUCUCUGGUAGAAACUCUGCGCCUGCUCUGCGAUCUGUUCGCUGGAACGAGAACUUGAUUUGCCCUUCUCCUUUAUUCGCCAACCAACGCCGCAAAGGGUGGUUCAACCGCAGGGGGGACCAACUUUGGACGAAUGAUGGGGCGUACAAAGCCGCUGCGCCUGGGCAAGAGUAUCCACCUGAUCUUGAUGAUUACCCUGAACAUGGCGAAGGCUGGAUGAACGAGGAAGGCACCCGAAUCGACCUGGGGCACCGUCUGAUUCCGAAACCACCUCUUCGUUCUGCUCUCAAACAACCUAAGGCGUAG
This is a messenger RNA of Psilocybe cubensis, 2502 nucleotides long. RefSeq lists its product as uncharacterized. Lineage: Eukaryota; Fungi; Basidiomycota; Agaricomycetes; Agaricales; Agrocybaceae. The transcript is spliced from 3 exons. Bases 1 to 2502 code for a protein of 833 amino acids. The record is from RefSeq and is a predicted model, not a curated record.